Molecule: messenger RNA, 1491 nt
Organism: Polistes dominula (European paper wasp)
Lineage: Eukaryota; Metazoa; Arthropoda; Insecta; Hymenoptera; Vespidae
Product: facilitated trehalose transporter Tret1-like
Biological process (GO): transmembrane transport
Cellular component (GO): membrane
Molecular function (GO): transmembrane transporter activity
Source: RefSeq, a predicted model, not a curated record
AUGUGGUCAAAUUUGAUGCUCAAAGCUAGCGUCAAGCUUGGUCUUCAAUUAAUGCAAAUAGGAUUAGUGGCAGGAUGGUCAUCGCCCUACAUAGCACAAUUAUUAUCCGGUGAAUCGAUCAUAUUGAUAACUAAACAAGAAGCAACCAUAAUUGUAUCGCUUGUAAACGUGGGACGAAUAAUUGGUGGAAUUCUUGGUGCAGUUUUUGUUGCAUACUUUGGCAGUAGAAAAACAAUAUUAUUUUCCAGUGUACCCAUAUCAUUGUGUUGGAUUUUUAAAAUAAUCGCGAAUAACAUUGUUUGGUUAUAUUUGGGAAGAUUUCUCGGUGGAUUUUAUUUGGGAGUGUGUUAUACUUGUUUUUCAUUGUAUUUAGGUGAAAUCGCCGAUUCAAAUAUACGAGGUGCAUUAGUAUUAGUUGGUAUGAUCGGUAUGUCAUGUGGUUAUUUGUUAAUGUCCAUCAUGGGUCCUUAUUUAUCAUUAAUAUUAUCAUCUUCCGUUUGUUUAAUCUUAAGUACUAUUUAUAUGUUAUUAUUUAUUUGGUUACCGGACACUCCUCAUCAUUUGAUGAUCCAAAAAAGAUUUGAUAAAGUUAAAAAAUCAAUUCUAUGGUAUCAUCGUAAUUCUAACGUCAAUGUAGAAUUUUUAAACUUGAAACAAUUUAUCGAAUCUUCCUGCAGCGAAUCUAUCUGGCAAACCCUUCAAAAAUUUAAGAUACCGCAAAUGAGAAAAGCAUUGAUAAUAACGAACGUUUUAUUUUUCUAUACUCAAUCGUGCGGUAUCAAUAACAUAGCGUUUUAUAUGGAAAUUAUUUUGGAAAAUGCUGAAGUGACUGUAAUUAAACCAUCCUUAGUCGUUAUAAUAAUUGCAAUAUGUGGUAUAUUCGGUUGUUUGUUAUCGAUAAGACUGAUCGAUUAUUAUGGAAGAAAAUUUCUGAUGUGUGUCUCAUGUUUUGCAAUUGCGAUAUCAUUGACAGUAUUGGGAAUACAUUUUGAACUUUUGGAAUCAGAUAUUGAUCCAAAUAAAAUUCAAUGGAUACCAAUAGCUUCGUUUAUAUUAUUUCAAAUUGCUGUAUUUGCUGGAUUAUUACCGGUACCUAGUGCUAUAGUAGGUGAAAUCUUUCCACCUGAUAUAAAAUGCGUAGCUGCCAGUAUUUGCAGUAUCAAUGCAGCCAUAUUCGCAUUCAUAUCAUCCUCGACCUAUCAAUUCUUCAUAGAUUUGAUGACCGAAAAGUUUACUUAUUGGAUGUACGCGAUACUACUAAUUACGGCAAUACCAACUACGAUUAUUUUUUUGCCAGAAACUAAAGGGAAAACUUUGCAAGAAAUUCAAGAUCAAUUGAUGAGCAAAGGAUCGAAAGAAUACAAAAAGAUGAUGCCGAAAGUGCAAAGACCAUGCGCCGGUCCUACUAGUCCAGAAGCCCAUACUCGUAGAACUAGCAAUCGCAUUAGAGCUAUCUGCGAGCAAACCAAGUUAAUUAGUCCAACAGUCUGA